This is a messenger RNA of Diaporthe citri, 561 nucleotides long. RefSeq lists its product as uncharacterized. Lineage: Eukaryota; Fungi; Ascomycota; Sordariomycetes; Diaporthales; Diaporthaceae. The record is from RefSeq and is a predicted model, not a curated record. The transcript is spliced from 3 exons. Bases 1 to 561 code for a protein of 186 amino acids.
AUGGUUGACCUUGUGGAGAUCUGCCCUGACGGACAGACCUCGACGACGACGUCCACAGAGACGUACGAGGUUAUGACUCGAUCCAUCUGCCACACAUCCAUGCCGAGCCUGCCCUGCUAUGUGUGCGAGUUUGGGCUGCCGACCGGCGUGCACCUGAUGACCGUCUCCACGACGUCCAACACGGCGUCCCCAGACCCGACACCUGCCGUUACUGUUCAGGCAUGUUCGACCUGCGAGACGUCCGUGUUCAAGACUUCGGUUCUCGGAUUCACCCCGGGCGCGCGGUGCUACGGCUGCCAGCCCUCGGGCACAGAUGACCCCGUUGCCAGCAUGACCCUGGAGAACCACGAGCUCGAGACGAUGUCUCUGGUGGGAGGGUCUUCCCUGGGCGAGGUGGCGGGCGAUGGUGCUUCCGGCCCUGUCGCUGUCUCGGCCCCGUCAGGAAACAUCCCGUUGCCUCCGCCGUCUGCCUCGCCAACGUAUCUCACUGCGGGAGCGUCCCGGAACACCGUACAGGCCGGAUUGAUCGGACUCGUUGUCGGACUGAUCCUGAUUACGUGA